Trypanosoma theileri is the source of this 729-nucleotide messenger RNA. RefSeq names its product uracil phosphoribosyltransferase. The coding region runs from base 1 to 729 and encodes 242 amino acids. The record is from RefSeq and is a predicted model, not a curated record. The transcript has a single exon. NCBI's taxonomy places the organism in Eukaryota, Euglenozoa, Kinetoplastea, Trypanosomatida, Trypanosomatidae.
AUGACCCCUGAAAAAACAAUCAAGGAAAGCAAAAAAGUUGAUUUCAAUGAACAAGCACUACUAAAGGAAUUCCCAACAUUUCACUUGAUUCCUCAAUCCGAACAAUUAAGAUUUCUCUUCACUAUUAUUCGCGAUAAGAACACAUCACGAACAGACUUUGUAUUUUACAGUCAACGUAUUAUCCGUUUGGUGGUGGAGGCUGGACUUGAACUUAUUCCCAUGUGUGAGAAGGAUGUGAUAACGCCUACUGGACACACAUACCAUGGAUGCGUUCCCGAUAAGGAUGGCAUUAUUGGCAUCAGUAUUCUUCGCGCAGGUGAAUCCAUGGAACCCGCCCUGCGGGAAACAUGCCGUGGUAUUCGAAUUGGGAAAAUUUUAAUUCAAAGAGAUGAAACCACGGAGGAUAAGAGACCAGAUGAACGUUAUAAUUAUACAAAGAUUCCAAAGGAUGUUGCCAGUCGUCAUGUAUUACUUCUUGAUCCGAUGAUUGCCUCAGGAGGUAGUGCCAUUCGUGCCACUGAGAUUCUUGUGCGGGACCACGGAGUGCCAGAGGAGAAGAUUAUCUUUUUGAAUCUCAUCACAUGUCCAGAAGGGAUUCGUCGAUAUAUGCAAAAGUUUCCAGGAGUUCAGGUUGUCACUGCAGCUAUUGAUGAGACACUUAACGCAGAUAAAUAUAUCUGCCCUGGUCUUGGUGAUUUUGGUGAUCGCUUCUUUGGCACUCACGAAUAA